AGGCUUUACAAGCGGUAUUAUCCCUUAUUAACCCAUUAUUAAUUGUAAUUCUAUAGUUUACUACGUAAAAAUGUCGCAAAGUCAAGGAUUUUGGAUUUAUAGCGAUGUUGUGCCUGGCCGGUUCAAGGAGGUCUUUGUUUACGACUUAGUAACUACUCGAAGGUACAAUUAUCAAAACAUUGAGAAAAGAAAAAGAAGUGGGGAUCUAAAAGAUAAGGAAAAAACAGGAACCUUAAAAAUUGCGGAGGCGCCCGUUUCUGCUUAUGAAGAAUUUUCGGGAAGCAAAGAAAUAUCCUCCGAAAGUUCUGAUGUUAUAAAUAUUUAUAAUGAACACCUUGAGUCAAGUAAAAAUUCUGGCCCUUGUGAAGUACCUGCAUUUUACUCCAAACAAGAAAUAAAAUUGAAAAAGUUCAUUUCUCUUCUAAAUCAAAGUCAAGUUGAUUUUGAAAAAUUACGGGAGCUCUGUUGGUCUGGAAUUCCCUCUUCUUUUCGAGCAAAAUGCUGGAUGCUUUUAUCAGGCUAUCUUCCUUCAAAAGAUAGCAGAAGAGAAGAAACUUUGCUUCGAAAAAGAGAAGAAUACAAAAACUACGUUAAAAAAUAUUUUUCUACUUAUAAGCAAAGCAAGGAGAACGAGGCCAUAUACCACCAGAUAAAAAUAGACAUUCCCCGCACUGACCCGGAAGUCCCUCUUUUCCAACAAGUCAAAGUUCAGGAGAUCUACUUGAGAAUAUUAUACGUAUGGGCUAUACGACAUCCUGCUACGGGGUACGUACAAGGAAUUAAUGAUUUGUUGACUCCCUUCUUUUAUGUAUUUCUCAGCGAGGAGGUGGCAGAUGAGGAUAUAUACUACCGCGACCUUUCUUUACUCGACGACGAAAUUCUUUUCACAAUUGAAGCGGAUUGUUAUUGGUGCCUUUCAAAAUUGCUUGGCCGGAUACACGACAACUAUACCAUCUCUCAGCCUGGAAUCCAGCGGAAAAUAAACAAACUUUUUGCUCUGAUUAAAGUUGUUGAUGAAUCAUUGCAUCAACAUCUUGAACGGUUUGGCGUUGAUUACUUGGACUUUUCUUUUCGCUGGAUGAACUGCUUGCUUAUUCGUGAGCUCCCUUUUCCAUGUGUCGCUCGGAUGUUUGAUACCUAUCUCGCUGAAACUGAAAAUUUUAUUGAACUCCAUUUGUACAUUUGUGGUGCAUUUCUGGUGAGAUGGUCCAACGAAAUUAAGAAAGAAACUGAUUUUCACAAUAUAAUAACUUUACUUCAAAAUCUAAAACCAAGAACGGCUCGUUGGAGUGAAAGUGAAAUGGAACUUUUACUUGCGCAAGCUUAUGUGUGGAAGUCUUUAUAUCAAAAGUCACAUUUACAGAACAGUUGGCCUGAAAUAUCGUUUAAUAAAAUUUAA
This is a messenger RNA of Zophobas morio, 1399 nucleotides long. RefSeq names its product TBC1 domain family member 22B-like. The record is from RefSeq and is a predicted model, not a curated record. NCBI's taxonomy places the organism in Eukaryota, Metazoa, Arthropoda, Insecta, Coleoptera, Tenebrionidae. The transcript is spliced from 17 exons. Gene Ontology annotation, biological process: activation of GTPase activity. Bases 71 to 1399 code for a protein of 442 amino acids. Gene Ontology annotation, molecular function: GTPase activator activity.